AUGAAACUCAGCAAGCCAUUCGUCUUGAAAGCUGUUCAGAGUGUCAAUAAAGAUUUUCAUAAGCGAAUUGAACUGAUGAAGCAAACCAAGCAGAAUGUUAAGCCUGAAGAUUCAGCCGUCCCUGAGAAUGAAGCAGAUGGACCAGAGAUAGUCCCAGAAAUCCCGGGUAACAAUGAUACCGAGGAGCUGGAGAAUAGUAAGAAACGGAAACUUGAGGAUCCACCAGUUACAAAAGCUACAAACUUAGACCUAUUAGAGACUAACUCUACUGAGAGACGGAUGUCAUGGGCGUUCUGGAACUCUUCUGCUGAGUCCAAGCAGCAAAGUACCGAUAGUUCUGAUAAGGUGAAAAGUAACGUAAAAGAGGAAGUGGCAAAAGAACCUUUAAAGGAUAGAAGCCAUUCAUGGUCGUUCUGGGUGUCGAAACAUGAACAAGCAGUGUAUCCAUUUCAACCGAAUGUGAUUGUAAGGUCUACUGCAACCAAAUUCGACGCUGCGAAGUCUGAACCAUCUGGCCCUGUGUCGGGGCCUAUUCCGGGAUCUGUGAUGGGACCUGUGUCGGGACCUGCAUCGGGACCUGUGUCGGGAUCCGUUUUGGAAUCGGGGUCGCAAUCUGUAAGAGAAAUGUCCAAAAAAAGAGAAAAUAAACGACCUAAUUUGAUUGUUCCAUCCUUUAGAGAGACGUUGCCUCCUUCUACGGCAUUUACUACGCUGGUAUCAGGUAUUAAGCGUGCCAAAGUGAUGCUGGGAUAUACUGGAGAGAGGCAGAAGCACCUAUAUAGGCGCAACACAGCAAAAAUAUUCAAAAGAGUGCUUAUUAUUGGAGUACAUGGCUUCUUUCCUACCAGAGUCCUCAGACGGUUCAUAGGAGAGCCCACGGGAACAUCUAUGAAGCUUGCUCAAGUGGCGGAAGGAGCCGUUCUGUCAUGGGCUUCUGAUAAUAAUAUGGAGGUGGAAAUCCAGAAAAUAGCACUUGAAAAGGAAGGUAAGAUCUUUGAUCGUGUAGACUUCUUUUACGAGGUGUUGAAACAGUCGGCUGAAGAUAUUAAACAGGCGGAUUUCAUCUUUGUCUGUGCACAUUCUCAAGGAACUCCUGUUUCAAUUAUGCUAAUGUCUAAGCUACUUGAAUACGGUAUCAUUGAUGAAGAUAAACGUAUAGGCAUUUUAGGUAUGGCCGGUAUUAAUAACGGACCCUUCUAUGGAAUGGAGCAGUCUCUGUUAGUUCGAGCUUAUUCGACUUUCGAAAAUGAAUCCAUGUUAGAACUGUUUCAAUUCCAAAACUUUGAGAGUCUUCAAAGUCGCAAGUACUUGGAGAGUGUAAGGAACUUGGUUUGCCAUAAUACCAAGAUAACUUAUGUGGGGUCUAUUGAUGAUCAAUUGGUUCCAUUAUACUCUUCUAUAGCAUCUCAUGUCAAACAUCCAAACAUAUAUAAAGCUGUAUAUAUUGAUGGAGGUUCUGAUACACCAGAUUUUGUGGCUAGAAUACUCAAAAUAUCGUGUAUGCUUCAGAAUCUUGGAUAUUCUGAUCAUGAUGUUAUCAAGGAGAUCAGCUAUGCAUUGGCGGGUCCGCUUACUGGCGGAGGACAUUCCAACAUAUACAAUGAUAUCAAUGUGUAUAAACUUGCAUUGAAUUUCACCAUGAAGACCGAGGAUGCCGAAAUCGCUAUUGAAGAACCCGUCUUAUUCAAAUCCUUUGAUCUGAAAAAAUUGGGCUCGAAUCCUUUCAACUUGCCGUGGUGUGUUAGAGGACUCUUUUUUGAAGCCAUGCGAAAAUUAUACAGGGGAAACCAUGAAAUUGAGAUGGUUUUCAAAGAGUUCGAUGAGUGGAAUCCAGAGUCAAAGGCUUUGAAGGACCUCAAAUACAGGCUUAAUGGAAUUAAGGCCAAGCUAUAA
Messenger RNA from Brettanomyces nanus, 1893 nucleotides. RefSeq lists its product as uncharacterized. The coding region runs from base 1 to 1893 and encodes 630 amino acids. Lineage: Eukaryota; Fungi; Ascomycota; Pichiomycetes; Pichiales; Pichiaceae. The record is from RefSeq and is a predicted model, not a curated record. The transcript has a single exon.